Messenger RNA from Fusarium proliferatum ET1, 2310 nucleotides. RefSeq lists its product as uncharacterized. The coding region runs from base 1 to 2310 and encodes 769 amino acids. NCBI's taxonomy places the organism in Eukaryota, Fungi, Ascomycota, Sordariomycetes, Hypocreales, Nectriaceae. Gene Ontology annotation, molecular function: FAD binding. The record is from RefSeq and is a predicted model, not a curated record. The transcript is spliced from 5 exons.
AUGGCUGACAAACGUCCCUUCAGAGUUGUGAUUGUCGGCGCGAGUGUCACGGGGCUUAGCCUGGCAAACAUGCUCCAGGCCAAUGGCAUCGACUUUCUGGUGCUGGAGGCUUAUCCCACUGUAGCGCCUCAGGUUGGGGCUAGCAUCGGGCUACUACCUCAUGGAAAUCGCAUCCUAGACCAGCUCGGCUUAUAUGAAAAAGUCAUGGGAAUCACGCCUCCCAUACAGACUUUCAAUUUCCGAGACACGAAUGGUCAAAUUCUAGCCUGUCAUCGAGAGAUGGAUAAGCGCAUUAUCGAGAGGCAUGGAUACCCCAUGGUCUUCCUCGACAGGCAGAUGCUUCUCAAUGUGCUCUACAACAGCAUAAAGGAUAAGACAAAAGUCUUGACAAAUAAGCGAAUUGUGAGGAAUGAGUUGGUCAAUGGAGGAGUUCGUGCAGUCACAUCAGACGGAACGAUUAUUGCUGGUGACAUUCUUGUUGGAGCAGAUGGCGUGCACAGUAGAGUACGCUCGGAGAUGUGGAAGCUAGCUGGCAGGUUAUCGCCGGGGCUCUUUGACCUAAACGAGCAUGAGGCACCUCCCUGUGAAAACAGCUGCAUCUUCGGUAUCUCUAAUCCAUGUCCUGGUAUCAACCCAGGCGAUCUACAUUGCGUAUUCAGGAAUAGCUCAUCGUAUCUCGUUACUGGAGGUCCCCAAGGGCGAGUCUACUGGUUUCGGUUCCAGAAGCUUCAGGAGAAAGUUCAUGGCUCAGCUAUUCCACGCUAUAGCGAGAAGGACCUGCAAAAGGCGCUGUCCGAGUCUGCUGACAACAGCAUACUGCCAAAUCUGAAGUUUUCGACACUUAUUGACAACAAAGUGAGCGCCGUCAUGACUCCACUGGUGGAGUAUGUCUACAAGCAGUGGCACUUUGACAGGAUCAUCACUCUGGGUGACUCAGCGCACAAGUUCCACCCAGUGGGUGGCCAAGGUGGCAACGCUGCUAUUGAGAGCGCGGCUCUACUGACGAACAACCUUGUGAAUGCACUCAAACGGAGCCCUUCAGGACGUCUCACCACCGUCCAAGUCGAGUCCAUGUUCGCAGAUGUCCAGUCUCGGCGCAAGCCCAGGCUGGCACUCAACCAUCGUUACUCACAUAACCGCGCGAACACGGAAGCACUUGAUACGCCUCUGAAGAAGCUUAUGGCGAUCUAUCUGCUUCCGCUGGUAGAUGAGCAAGUCGUCACUCUUGGCUAUUGCUCUCAACAUCCUGGUGGGGAAAUGCUGGAUAUGCUGCCAGUGCAUCACUAUGAGAACUUGAUACCAUACAAACAGGAACUGCUUUGCGAGCCAACGUCAAGAGGCAGCAUGCAAUGGGUACUAGUGGUGACGUAUGUGGUCUUCACAGUUAUCGCAGCCUCUGCAGGCAAAUACGGUCCUAAUCCAACCGAUGAAUCUGUUCCGCAUGGCCAUUGGAUCGACAAGGCUUCGAUAUUGAGUCGCGAGGCCCUAAAGGUCAACGCAUUUGGCCAUUCCAUCCAACCCAUCGUCAUUGUCAUGGUUGAAGGCUAUCGCGGAAGAAACAAACUCACGCCUCUUGGACUACCUGCCUUGUGGCUCAUGCUCAUUCAAUGCGCCGGAAUCGGAGUCGCCAUGCCGUUAUACUAUCUUGUCUACACCUUGAUAUCGGAUGUCGAAUUCUACUGGUGGCCUCUGAGAAGAUUCGUCCCUCUACGAUACGCCAGACAUGCUAUUUCCGCGUACGUUAUGUCAGAAGCAAUUCAUUUCGGCCUUGUCUUGUCAACAACGCAUCUGCCCAAGUGGAUGCAAGCCGUCAAGUCAUUUUGGCCCCUACUGGUUCCCGUAUUCGUCGGAAUGUUGGGAUCUUUUGGCAGCCGCCAAACUGCAUUGAAUCCGAGCAAAACACUAAAACUCGAACUAAAAGUGCUUGGCAGAAUAUACCUGGUUGCUGGACUUUUCGGCACUUUGUGUCAUUGGUUUGCCAUAAUGCAAGCCAUUCGCAACGCUGACCUCAACAUGAUACUUAACUUUAGUCAGCCGGCUUUAAUCGAUGAAACACUCCAUAUACUAGUAACACGACAUGCUGGAGUUGGUAUGUACUUCCUAGCGUCAUAUGUGUGGACUUUUCAAGCUGUCUGGGAUUUGAACAGACUUGGCCGAGCCAACAUGAACCUGUUCUCUGCAUCACUCUGGAUCUUGCUGGCGCUUGUGAGUUUUGGACCCGGUGCAAGCGUUGCUGGUGUUUGGUACAUAAGAGAACAUGCUAUGUCACGGACAAGCUUCCAGAAAAAACAAGCGGCCAAAAAUACUUAG